Molecule: messenger RNA, 1422 nt
Organism: Xylaria bambusicola
Lineage: Eukaryota; Fungi; Ascomycota; Sordariomycetes; Xylariales; Xylariaceae
Exons: 3
Coding region: 112-1326 (404 amino acids)
Source: RefSeq, a predicted model, not a curated record
ACCCACCUCUACGCCGACCUUUCAGCCCAACAGAUAACAUAAUAAUCAUAGUUCAAGACACAGAUUAUAAGCCUAUUGUUAUCAGCUACGCUACAGAUCAACUUCGUAAUAAUGAGUCUGCUAUGGCAGGAACGGGCUCAGGACGGCUCAGAUCUCGAACGUCAAGGACCUAGGGUUGUAGAAGGACAAGCGCGAAGUAGCUUGAGGUCAUUCACCUUACGCAACUUGCUCCCCGGACGAAUGGGUUGGGUUAAUCGAGAUCGGGCUCCCAGUGAAAAUGAAUCCGAAAAUGAUGAUGGCCCCAAAUCCCCUAACCUUGAAAGAACCGGAGCACAAGAGAUACCGAAUCAACUGCCACCUGCCGCCAGGACUCAAGAAACUGGAAUCCCAUCAAGAACCCGAAUCCGAUUGCAACGUUUUCCGGUUCUAACUCGGCCACAAAUAGCACGGGCGGCCAAUGGAGAGGAAUCCGAGCGUCAUGUACGUCGCUCGAGGUUCGGCGGAUCAAAUCCAGCAGAAUUACACUUAGUCGAAUUCGCCGAAGAUGAGAGAAGGCGGCGACGCGCACAAGAGAGACUUCGUCGCAAAGAGCCACCGAAAAGAUUCCUGUUCUGCUUCCCGUGGGUCAGGUCUCGGCAAGCCCGAGCACUCAUCCUGCGUUGUUUUGUGUCGGGCGUAUUCCUGAUAUCAAUGCUUACGACAUAUCUCGCCCUUGCUAUCACGAAGAAUAUCAACUCCAGCGCCUUCAGCAUAUUGCUUAUUCUUCUCAUUAUCUUGACGGCCAUUAUCUUUUGUCACGGGCUCAUUCUGUUGUGUUUAACACUCGUAAAACCAAAAAGCCGACCAGGUCCGCCAGGAGUAGAUAUUGAAAGUAACCGAUAUGGACAACCAGGAUACGCAAUUCCUAGACAGCCAAUCCGUGUUGUACUUGCACGAGAUGAGGAGGCGGCUGGGAUUGAGAGUGAGACGGCAAAGUUGAAGCCUCCGGCAUACGGAUUGUGGCGCGAGAGUGUGCGCGUAGAUCCUAACCGAAUUUAUUGGCAACGUGCCAAAUCACCACUGCCCAACGGCGAUGAUGGGGACGAGGGCGGCGGUCGCACGACUCAACGUCGACCACCCUCUUAUGCCUCAGAUGAUGGCAUCGACUACGUUGUUGAUGCUCGUCCGAGAUCUAUAGCGCCACCCCCUUCCUCUGUUUAUUCUCGAGCCUCUACGAUUGAUUCCCCCUUCACAUCGAAUGAGGUGCCGCCACUACCCCGCCCAGCCGCGACGGAGAUGUCCGGGCCACGGGUAGUUGGGCGACCAGGAAACUGGUUGAUUGUUUAGGUUCAUUCUGGGCCUAGGCUGUACGACCUCUAGAUAGGGUGUUACGGUUGUGUGGACAUUCAGACAUUCUCGGAGCUUGUGUUUUCUCAAAAGGUC